AACACACUGAGGUGAUAUAAACUGUGGACACAAGAAAAUGCGUCGAUUGGCUUCGAUUGAGCCUUUUUCAAACAAGCUACCUUACUGUCACUCGUUGUUAUUUCUUGGAACAAGCCUUUCUCACUUACACUCAUUUUUAGGCACCAUACUGGACGUACCUGUUGUGUGCCCUUGGACUCUUUGCCUACCAGUCACUGGAUGCCGUCGAUGGGAAACAGGCCCGAAGGACAAACUCUUGCUCUCCUUUAGGGGAACUUUUUGACCAUGGUUGUGACUCUCUUUCCACAGUAUUGAUGGCCAUCGGAGCUUCAAUUGCUGUGCGUCUAGGAACUCAUCCAGACUGGUUGUUUUUCUGCUCUUUUAUUGGCAUGUUCUUAUUUUACUGUGCUCAUUGGCAGACUUACGUUUCCGGGGUGUUGAGGUUUGGAAAAGUGGAUGUAAAUGAAAUUCAAGUGGGUUUAAUGGCCGUCUUUGUGUUGUCUACAUUUGGAGGAGCAGCAAUGUGGGACUAUACGAUACCCAUUCUAGAAGUAAAAUUGAAGAUCUUCCCAGUUCUUGGAGUUGUAGGUGGAGCAAUAUAUUCCUGUUCAAAUUAUUUCCAUGUCAUCCUCCAUGGUGGAGUUGGCAAGAACGGAUCCACUAUAGCAGGCACCAGUGUCCUGUCACCUGGACUCCACAUAGGAAUAAUUAUUAUACCUGCAAUAAUGAUCUAUAAAAAGUCAGCAACUAAUGUGUUUGAAAAGCAUCCCUGUCUUUAUACCCUAAUGUUUGGAUGUGUCUUUGCUAAAGUCUCACACAAAUUGGUGAUAGCUCACAUGACUAAAAGUGAACUGUAUCUUCAAGACACUGCCUUUUUCGGCCCCGGUCUUUUAUUUUUAGACCAGUACUUUAAUAAUUUUGUAGAUGAAUAUGUUGUUCUGUGGAUAGCAAUGGUCAUUUCUUCAUUUGAUAUGAUUAUGUACUUUAGUGCUUUGUGCCUGCAAAUUUCAAGACACCUUCAUCUAAAUAUCUUCAAGAUUUCAUGUCAUCAAGCACCUGAACAGGUUCAAGUUCUUCCUUCAAAGAGUCAUCAGAAUAACAUGGAUUGAAGAGACUUUCGAACAUUUGCCAUCUCCUGCUGCUGCUGUUCAUGAAAGAAGAUACUUAACAUUAGAUAAGUGUAAUACAUAUUUCAACAAAUAAAAUAUUUCAGUGCUUAUAUUAA
This is a messenger RNA of Miniopterus natalensis, 1204 nucleotides long. The record is from RefSeq and is a predicted model, not a curated record. Lineage: Eukaryota; Metazoa; Chordata; Mammalia; Chiroptera; Miniopteridae.